Messenger RNA from Gallus gallus (chicken), 2584 nucleotides. It is a transcript of the gene WASHC1, whose product is annotated as WASH complex subunit 1. Gene Ontology annotation, molecular function: actin binding; gamma-tubulin binding; alpha-tubulin binding. Bases 549 to 1979 code for a protein of 476 amino acids. The record is from RefSeq and is a predicted model, not a curated record. NCBI's taxonomy places the organism in Eukaryota, Metazoa, Chordata, Aves, Galliformes, Phasianidae. Gene Ontology annotation, cellular component: WASH complex; early endosome; recycling endosome. Gene Ontology annotation, biological process: exocytosis; Arp2/3 complex-mediated actin nucleation; retrograde transport, endosome to Golgi. The transcript is spliced from 13 exons.
GGGGCGGAAGUGGGGCUGGGCGCUGCUUCCUGUUUGUUGCUGGGGUGUGGCCGGCUGGCGGCAGGUAGUCGCUGAUCUUUUGUUGGAGACCUACAGAGGAGAGGCAGAGGGCUGGAGAGAGUUUGUCACUUCUUGGGGCUGUUACUGCAUGUGGAAAUUGAAGGCUGUUACUUGGUGCUGCCUUUCCAGCGCAGAGAUAGAAGCAGCAGCACAGUGAUAUCUGAAACAGCUCUUGUAUCUUUGAAGAGCACACACGGAUUUUUUUUUCAAAGUAUUUAAGUGCUGUUCUUUCCCUGACCCCUUUUUAUCCCUCGGAGCGUGUUAAGGAAGCAAGCAUUGUUGGUGGCUUGCUUUUAUUCUCCUUUAUUUUUGCAGCUAAGUAUGUGUCUGAAAGAAUCAUCUCUUGUAUCUGACAGCAGUUCCUACAGAGUCUGCCACAUCUCUCCAGUCUGGUGGAUUUUUUUAGGAAAGGUGAGAAUCAGGAGCUCACGUGAGAGGCUGUGCCAGGAGCCCGUGAAGCUGAAGUCUACUGAUUGCCAAAAUGCACAAUGACUACAGUAGCCCAGAAGCACUUUCUGGAAGGGCAAACGUAUUCCGUCCCCCUGAUCCAACCUGACUUGCGCAGAGAAGAGGCUGUUCAGCAGGUGGCAGAUGCACUUCAGUACCUGCAAAAGGUGUCAGGAGAUAUUUUCAACAGGAUCUCUCAGCGGGUGGAAACCAGCCGGGCACAGCUUCAGGCAAUCAGUGAGAGAGUCACGCUCGCACAAGCAAAGAUUGAGAAGAUCAAGGGCAGCAAGAAGGCUAUUAAGGUAUUUUCCAGUGCCAAGUAUCCUGCCCCUGAACGGCUGCAGGAGUACUGUUCGAUUUUUGCUGGUGCAGAAGACCCAGCUAAACAGAAAUGGCCAAGACACAAGAUCCAGAGCAAGCACCGAAUGCUGGAUGAAAAAUCCUUGCAGGAAAAGCUCAAGUAUUUCCCUGUGUGUGUGAACACCAAAAUUCACCAGGAAGAUGAUGCAGAAGAAGGUCUUGGCAGCCUCCCAAGAAACAUCAGCUCCCUCAGCUCCCUGCUGCUCUUCAACACCACGGAGAACCUGUACAAGAAGUAUGUUUUCCUGGAUCCGCUAGCUGGAGCAGUGACCAAGACUCAUGUGGCUCUGGAAACAGAGACAGAAGAGAAGCUCUUUGAUGCUCCUCUCUCCAUCACUGAAAGGGGACAGCUGGACCGGCAGGUAGCUGAAAAUUACUUCUACGUGCCAGAUCUGGGCCAGGUCCCUGAGAUUGAUGUGCCGUCCUACCUGCCAGACCUGCCUGGCAUUGCUGCAGAUCUCAUGUACAGCGCUGACCUGGGCCCUGGCAUCGCACCGUCCGCUCCAAGCAGUGCUAUUCCAGAGCUACCCACUUUCAGCACUGAGUCAGUGGAGCCUUCACAAGCAGACCUUCAGGAUCCUGGGCUCUUGCCACCUCCCCCGCCGCCUCCUCCCCCACCUCCUCCUGUUAUGCCAACUACUGUGCCUCCCCCACCGCCCCUGCCACAGCCUACAGCCCCCUCCGAACCAGCUCGGACAGCAAGUGAGGACAGCAGCAAGACUGUGCCUGCAGCUUCGGUCCAGGGAGCCCCAAAGGAGGUGGUGAACCCCUCAACUGGGCGUGCCAGUCUCCUGGAAUCCAUUCGCCAGGCAGGGGGCAUUGGGAAGGCCAACCUCCGCAGUGUCAAGGAGAGGAAGCUGGAGAAGAAGAAGCAAAAGGAACAAGAACAAGUGAGAGCUACGGGACAAGGUGGAGAUCUGAUGUCAGACCUGUUCAACAAGCUGGUGCUGAGGCGCAAAGGUAUUUCAGGGAAAGGGCCAGGAGCCUCAGCAAAUCCCGAUGCUCCCGGCAGUCCUGCUGGUGCCUUUGCUCAUAUGUCAGACUCGAUACCACCCCUCCCGCCCCCACAGCAGCCCCCGGGUGAAGAGGAUGAGGAUGACUGGGAGUCAUAGAUGGUAGCAGUUGUGCAUCAGCAUGAAUCCCAGGACUCUACAGAAGGUGGGCUGUGGCAUGGGAGGGGCACCCUGUCAUUUCUUCUGGAAGAGGAGCAGCGGGAACUAACCACAACCAAAUUGUUACCAAUGAGGGGUUUUGUUCUGCUGUCUGCUGGUCUCCACCCCAAAUACUACAAUCCAGCUCAAAUCCUGCUGCAGCUCACAAUGAAUCAAUAAAUCCAGCCUUAGCUGGAGGGCAGUAGGGCAGCUUGCGCUCAGAGGAUCAGAACAAGUAUUGUUCCUCAUUUAAAGGGCCCUUGGUCUUACCUAAUGUGACUGGUGAUGACUGCAGGAGCAUCCCUGGCAGGCAAGCAGUCCUUGCCUCAUUUGUCUCUGCUGCGUGUUUGCUGAAGCUCAUGUUUGUUUGGGUGUUGCAAGUUCUGAGUCCUUGAAGAUGAAGCUGGAUAGUAGUGAGUGAAUGAGAGUGAAAGAGUCUGUCUGUCCCUUCACGGACAAGUCUAAUUACUGGUGCCUCUGUACCCGAUGGUUUCUUUCUGUCUCUGGCUUAUGGCAAUUCUUUGGCUGUUGCUUUCUGAAAAACUGCAAUAAAGCUCAAGGAAGGA